AUGCCCCCUCCUCAAACUACGGGUAUCUACCCCUCUGAUUCGAUAACGGAAGUAGCCCAAUCCCUCCCUCUCGACCCACUAGGUCCAGGCGCAGCCGACCUCUUAGCUGGUGAUGUAGAGUAUCGCUUGCAUCUGAUCAUUCAGGAAGCCAAAAAAUUCAUGGCACAUGGGAAGAGGGGUACACUGAUGCCUGAGGAUGUGGAGUAUGCUAUGGAUGCUUUGAAUGUUGAGCCAAUCCUAAUACCCCCACGUCCGCUCCCUCUACCAUCCUUUCAAUCCAUCCCCAUCCCCUCAUCUUCAUCCCACCAACAACAGAUCUACCACCUGCCCGACGAGGAGAUAGAUUUCGCGACAUACCUCAAACAACCCUUACCAUCUGGCGUAGCCAAUUCCAGCGGGGUGAAAUGGAAGGCGCAUUGGUUAGCUGUCGAAGGAGUGCAACCUGCCAUUAAGGAGAAUCCAAAUCCUACCCAGAGGAGUGGACAACCCCGCCCUCAACCAUCAUCCACCUCACUCCGACCGCAAGCCCGUACUCAACUACCUCAAGAACUCCAACUAUACUUCACACGUCUUACCACAGCGCUCGUGCCUCCUUCACCUACUGGUCCAGAGACCGAAGCCGAGCGACAUCGUCUGGCAGCUUUAGCAUCUCUCAGAACAGAUGUGGCCGUCGCUGGAAUAUUGAUCUAUGUGGUUAAGUGGUUAGGGGAAAGUAUACAGAAAUGUCUUAUGGCUCCUACGGGGACCAUUGGACAAUUGAUCGAUGCGGUCGAAGCGCUCGUGAGCAAUGAUGGGGUAUUCUUAGAACCUUAUGUACAUAUCCUAUUACCACCUCUCAUGUCUAUUAUCUUGACUGUACCACUUGGACCUCACCCUUCAUCAUCAUCAAGCAAUCAGCCUUCACCUUACGAUCUACGAUUACAUGCGUCUCAGGUAUUGGGUAAAGUAGCUGAUAAAUACGGUAAAUCAUACCCUGGUUUAAUACCUCGUCUCGUAUCGACACUUUCCAAAUCACUCAACUCGCCUCCUUUCCCCUCUCCACUCGGAGCCUCUAACCCCCCUUCGGGUCGAUACGAAGGAUCUCUCCUUGCUUUAUCGUGUCUGGGCAAACAAGCGGUCAGAUCUACCGUAUGGGGUAAAGCAGGCGAGAAUAUCAGUAGGAUCGAUGAUUUGGCGGGUAGAUUGUAUACGGACAGUGGGAGCGGUAAGAAGAGGAAUCCACUUAUUAGAGCUUUGAUUAAAUGCUUAUCGGUGAUUAUCAAUCCCAAACCUGCUGAUACACCCACACCUCAAGUGAAUCUGGACGAGAUUGCCGAUGCGUUUGGACCUAAUUUGGCGAAUAUGUUGAAUAAGAAAUUAUGGACUGCGAAUGAGAUUCUGAGAUUGAGGAGGGAGGAGUUGGAAGCGGAGUCUCAACAUCAGAGUGGUAGUGACGCGAAUGGGGAACGGGAGGGUGAUGGGAUGGAAGUUGACCAGUCAUAG
Messenger RNA from Kwoniella botswanensis, 1482 nucleotides. RefSeq lists its product as uncharacterized. The coding region runs from base 1 to 1482 and encodes 493 amino acids. Gene Ontology annotation, cellular component: SLIK (SAGA-like) complex; transcription factor TFIID complex; SAGA complex. The transcript has 7 exons. The record is from RefSeq and is a predicted model, not a curated record. Lineage: Eukaryota; Fungi; Basidiomycota; Tremellomycetes; Tremellales; Cryptococcaceae. Gene Ontology annotation, biological process: transcription initiation at RNA polymerase II promoter; RNA polymerase II preinitiation complex assembly. Gene Ontology annotation, molecular function: transcription coactivator activity; protein heterodimerization activity; RNA polymerase II general transcription initiation factor activity.